Molecule: messenger RNA, 8284 nt
Organism: Hipposideros armiger (great roundleaf bat)
Lineage: Eukaryota; Metazoa; Chordata; Mammalia; Chiroptera; Hipposideridae
Gene: STAB2
Product: stabilin 2
Exons: 69
Coding region: 217-7860 (2547 amino acids)
Biological process (GO): cell adhesion
Molecular function (GO): low-density lipoprotein particle binding; hyaluronic acid binding; calcium ion binding
Source: RefSeq, a predicted model, not a curated record
CCAAUGUCACCGCGGGCCCUGGAUUUGUCAUUUUUCCUGCCUCGAGUCAGGUCUCACUUGUCAUCUCGUUCAGUCUAGGGAGAAGAGAGGUAAACAUUUAAAAACAAACACUAAAAUGAGAAAGAAUUCACUGGGAGUUCAUCAGACGCAGUGAAAAUAGGUAAAUAGCUCUCUGGCAGGUGCCUGGCACGGAGAAGGAGCCAAUACUUCCUCACCAUGCUACAGAAAUUAAUACUUUUUUUCCUGGGAUUGGUGGUACAAAAUUUCUGCUCCCUGCCUGAAACUACAGAACAGACAAAAAGAUGCGAUAAGAAAUCUCUGCUUGUAAUGAGGACUGAGUGCCAGUCCUGCUCACUCAACUUUGGAAUGAAGUGCCCAGAUGGUUACACCAAGGUUACCAAUGGCUCCAAAGGGGUUCGAGACUGCAGGUACACCUUUGAGAUCAGAACAUACUCGCUGUCUCUCCCUGGAUGCCGCCACAUCUGUAGGAAGGACUAUCUGCAGCCUCAGUGCUGUCCAGGCCACUGGGGCCCAGACUGCAUGGAGUGCCCAGGAGGAGCGAGGUCCCCGUGCAGUGGCAGGGGCAGUUGUGUGGAAGGCAUGGAAGGAAAUGGAACCUGCUUGUGCCAAAAAGGGUUUGGUGGAACAGCCUGUGAAAUCUGUGAGGAUGACAGUUUAUUUGGACCCAACUGCUCAGCAGUGUGCAACUGUGUGCAUGGAGUCUGCAACAGUGGACGCGACGGUGAUGGAACCUGUGAGUGCUACUCUGCAUAUACGGGCCCCAACUGUGACGAGCCCAUCCCCGAAUGUGCAGCAUUGCUCUGCCCAGAAAAUUCCAGAUGCUCACCUUCCAGCGAAGAUGAAACAAAACUAGAAUGCAAAUGCCUUCCCAAUUACAAAGGCGACGGCAAAUACUGCGAGCCCAUUAAUCCAUGUUUGCAAAGUAUCUGCCACCCUCAUGCUCGCUGCACGUACCUGGGACCAAAUCAGCACAAUUGUACAUGCCAAGAAGGCUACCACGGGGAUGGUCAAGUGUGCUUACCAGUUGACCCCUGCCAAAUUAACUUUGGAAACUGCCCUGCAAAGUCUACAGUGUGCAAAUAUGAUGGGCCCGGACAGGCUCACUGUGAGUGUAAGGAGCAUUACCACAACUUUGUGCCUGGAGUGGGGUGCAGCAUGACUGAUAUCUGUCAAUCUAAUAACCCCUGUCACAAGAAUGCAAACUGCACCACCAUCGCACCAGGCCAAACCAAAUGCACUUGCCAGAAAGGUUACGUGGGCGAUGGCUCAACGUGUUAUGGAAACAUCAUGGAGCGACUCAGAGAAUUAAACACUGAACCCAAAGGAAAAUGGCAAGGAAGGCUGACGUCUUUCAUCUCGCUCCUGGACAAAGCCUAUGCCUGGCCGCUGAGUGACCUGGGACCAUUCACUGUGCUGUUGCCGACAGACAAGGGACUGAAAGGAUUCAAUGUAAAAGAGCUUUUGAUGGAUAGUAAGGCCACUCAGUACUUCGUGAAACUCCAUAUAAUUGCUGGGCAGAUGAACACAGAGCGUAUGAAUAACACAGACACAUUCUAUACCUUGACUGGAAGGUCAGGGGAAAUCUUCAAUGGUGAGAAGGAUAAUCAACUAAAGCUUAAGCUCUAUGGAGGCAGCAAAAAGGUCAAAAUUAUACAGGGGGACAUAAUCGCUUCCAAUGGGCUCUUGCACAUCCUCGACAGAGCCAUGGACAAGAUGGCACCCACCUUUAAGAGCGACACUGAGCAAACCAUAAUGACAAUGCUACGACCAAGAUACAGCAAGUUCAGAUCUUUGCUAGAGAAAACCAAUGUGGGACAUGCCUUAGAUGACGAUGGAGCUGGUGGAUCGUACACUAUUUUUGUUCCAAGUGAUGAAGCAUUGAAUAACAUGAAGGAUGGUACUCUCGAUUACCUUCUUUCUCCAGAGGGAUCUCGGAAGCUUCUGGAACUUGUCAGAUACCACAUUGUCCCAUUUAUCCAGCUUGAGGUGGCCACCCUCAUUUCAACCCCUCACUUUAGGACCAUGGCCAACCAGAUCAUACAGUUUAACACAACCAACAAUGGACAGAUUCUGGCAAAUGAUGUGGCCAUGGAAGAAAUUGAGGUCACUGCCAAAAAUGGCCGAAUUUACACACUGACUGGAGUUCUCAUACCUCCCUCCAUCGUCCCAAUUCUGCCCCACCGAUGUGAUGAAACAAAGAGAGAGCUGAAGUUGGGCACUUGUGUGAGGUGUUCCGCGGUGCUUCAGAGCAGAUGUCCUGCUAACUCCGAGCCCACAGCACUCUUCACACACAAAUGUGUCUACACUGGCAAAACACGGAGCCUGAAGAGUGGCUGUGCCAGAUACUGCAAUGCCACUGUGGAGGUACCAACGUGCUGCAAAGGUUUCUAUGGCCCCGACUGCAACCAAUGUCCAGGAGGCUUCUCGAACCCGUGCUCGGGAAAUGGACAGUGCGCAGAUGGCCUCGGUGGCAAUGGGACGUGCAUCUGCCAGGAUGGCUUCCAAGGCUCCCAGUGUCAAUUCUGCUCAGAUCCCAAUAAAUACGGACCUCGGUGUGACAAAAAAUGUCUGUGCAUUUACGGAACGUGUGAUAACAGGAUCGACAGUGAUGGGGCCUGCCUCGCUGGCACAUGCAGAGACGGUUCUGCUGGGAGAUUCUGCCACAAGCAGACCUCAGCCUGUGGGCCCUUCAUGCAGUUUUGUCACAUCCAUGCCACUUGUGAAUACAGCAAUGGGACAGCGAGCUGUGUUUGCAACGCAGGAUAUGAAGGAGAUGGAAGCCUCUGUUCAGACGUGGACCCUUGCUCAGGACUAACCCCGGGCGGCUGCAGCCGCAAUGCAGAAUGCAUCAGAACCGGCACGGGGACCCACACCUGCCUGUGCCAGCGGGGAUGGACCGGGGACGGAAGAGAUUGCUCAGAGAUCAACAACUGUCUGCUGCCCAGCGCUGGCAGCUGCCACGGCAAUGCCACCUGUUUAUACGUAGGCCCCGGGCAGCAUGAGUGUGAGUGCAAGAAAGGAUUUCGAGGCAACGGGAUAGACUGCGAACCAAUAACUUCAUGCAUAGAACAAACUGGGCAAUGUCACCCACUGGCCACCUGUCAGUUUACUUCUCCUGGCGUCUGGAGCUGUGUCUGUCCAGAGGGCUAUGAAGGAGAUGGCUCUCUGUGCUAUGGGAAUGCAGCAGUGGAGAUUUUAUAUGAAGCAAGCUGCUUCUCACAGAUGGUACAUAACGCUUCUCUACAACCCAUGCUGUCAGCUGCCUCAAACCUCACUGUCCUUGUGCCUUCCCAACAAGCUAUCGAGGACAUGGACCAAGAAGAGAAAGCCUUUUGGUUGUCCAAGAGCAACAUUCCAGCCCUAAUAAAGUACCACACGCUACUGGGCACGUACGGAGUGGCAGAUCUGCGGACUCUGUCAUCUUCUGAUAUGCUGGCAACCUCUUUGCAGGACAACUUCCUUCACCUGGUGAAGACAGAUGGGAACAUCACAAUUGAAGGAGCGUCCGUCGUUGACGGUGACAAUGCAGCCACAAAUGGAGUGAUCCACAUCAUCAACAAGGUUCUGGUUCCCCAAAGAAGUCUGACUGGCUCCUUGCCAAACCUGCUCGCCCGGCUGGACCAGAUGCCUGACUAUUCCAUCUUCAGGGGCUACAUCAUUCAAUAUAAUCUGGCAAAUGCCAUUGAGGCUGCCGACGCUUACACAGUGUUUGCUCCAAACAAUGAUGCCAUUGAGAAUUACAUCCGGGAAAAGAAGGUCGCAUCUCUAGAGGAGGACAUAGUGAGGUAUCACGUGGUCUUGGAGGAGAAACUGCUGAAGAACGACCUGCACAAUGGCAUGCACCGGGAGACCAUGCUGGGCUUCUCCUACCUCCUCGGCUUCUUCCUCCGCAAUGACCAGCUCUAUGUAAACGAAGCUCCGAUAAACUACACCAAUGUAGCCACUGACAAAGGCGUGAUCCAUGGCUUGGGGAAAGUUCUGGAAAUUCUAAAGAACAGAUGUGAUAAUAACGACACUACUAUUCUACGAGGAAAGUGUGGGAAGUGUCCCCAGCAACCGAUCUGCCCAUUUGGAAGUAAACCACUAGGUGAAGAGAUGAGGAAAUGUAUUUAUACCGUUUAUUUCAUGGGCAAGCGAUCCGUGUUCAUUGGGUGCCAACCAAAAUGUGUGAAAACUGUCAUUACAAGAGAAUGCUGUGCGGGCUUCUUUGGCCCCCAGUGCCAGCCCUGCCCCGGGAAUGCCGAGAACACCUGCUUUGGAAACGGAAUCUGCUUGGAUGGAAUGAACGGCACGGGCAUAUGUGAGUGUGGAAAGGGCUUCAACGGGACGGCCUGUGAGACCUGCUCGGAGGGCAAGUACGGCAUCCACUGCGACCAAGCAUGUUCUUGUGUUCAUGGGAGAUGCAACCAAGGACUCUCGGGGGACGGCUCCUGUGAAUGUGACGCUGGCUGGCGGGGAGUGAAAUGCGACAGUGAGAUCACAAAGGAUGACUGCAAUGGAACGUGCCACACAAGCGCCAACUGUCUUCUCAACCCGGAUGGCACAGCCUCAUGCAAAUGUGCGGCAGGAUUCCAAGGGAACGGGACGGUCUGCACAGCAAUCAAUGCCUGUGAAAUCAGCAACGGAGGUUGCUCUGUCAAGGCAGACUGUAAAAGAACCACCCCAGGAAGCCGAAUGUGUGUGUGCAAGGCAGGCUAUACUGGCGAUGGUAUCGUAUGCAUAGAGAUCAACCCAUGUUUGGAGAACCAUGGUGGCUGUGACAGGAAUGCAGAGUGCACGCAGACAGGACCCAACCAGGCUGUCUGUAACUGUUUGCCGAAGUAUACUGGCGAUGGGAAGGUCUGCACGCUCAUCAACACCUGCUUAACCAGAAAUGGCGGCUGUAGUGAAUUUGCUGUGUGCAAUCACACUGGGAGAGAGGAAAGGACCUGUACUUGCAAGCCAAACUACAUCGGGGAUGGGUUUACCUGCCGUGGCAACAUCCAUCAGGAGCUUCCCAAGGACCCCAAAACUUCUCAGUAUUUCUUCCAGUUGCUGGAGCAUUCUGUACGAGACCUGGUGGGUCCGGGCCCCUUCACUGUUUUCGCACCUACUUCUGCAGCGUUCGAUGAGGAACUCCGGGUUAAAGAGUGGGACAGACAGGGCCUAAUGCCCCAGGUGCUUCGGUAUCACGUGAUCGCCUGCCACCAGCUGCUCCUGGAAAACCUGAAACUGACCCCAAAUGCUACUUCUCUCCAAGGAGAGUCAAUUGUCAUCUCUGUCUCUCAGGACACGGUGUAUAUAAAUAAUAAAGCUAAGAUCAUAUCCGGUGAUAUCAUCACGACCAAUGGAAUCAUCCACAUCAUAGACAAAUUGCUGUCUCCCCAGAACCUGCUUAUCACCCCUAGAGACGCCUCUGGGAAGAUUCUGCAAAAUCUUACGACAGUGGCAAUAAACCAUGGCUACAUCAAAUUCAGCAACUUAAUACAGGAUGUCGGCUUGCUGAGUGUCAUCACUGAUCCUAUCCACACUCCAGUCACUCUCUUCUGGCCCACGGACCAAGCCCUCCAAGCCCUACCCCCUGAACAACAGGAUUUCCUUUUCAAACAAGAAAACAAGGACAGGCUGAAGGAGUACUUGAAGUUCCAUGUGAUCCGAGAUUCCAAGGUUUUAGCAGUGGACCUCCCCAGAACUGCUGUCUGGAAGACCCUGCAAGGUUCAGAGCUGAGUGUGAAUUGUGGAUCUGGCAGUGACAUCGGUGAGCUCUUCCUGAAUGACCAAACAUGCAGAAUUGUACAACGGGAACUCUUAUUUGAUCUGGGCGUGGCCUACGGCAUUGACUGUCUACUGAUUGAUCCCACCCUGGGGGGCCGCUGUGACACUUUUGUCACACUCAAUAUCUCGGGGGAUUGUGGGAGCUGUACCUAUACUCCCAGCUGCCCAAGGUGGACAAAACCAAAGGGUGUGAAGCAGAAGUGUCUGUACAAUCUGUCCUUCAAGAGGAACCUGGAAGGCUGCCGGCAGCAGUGCGCCCUGGUGAUCCAGCUCCCCAAAUGCUGCAAGGGCUACUUCGGGAGAGACUGUCAGGCCUGCCCUGGAGGACCGGAUACCCCAUGUAAUAACCGCGGUGUCUGCCUCGAUCAGUACUGGCUCACGGGAGAGUGUAAAUGCAACGCCGGCUUCAAUGGGACGGCGUGUGAGCUGUGCUGGCCAGGGAGAUUCGGGCCUGAUUGUCAGCCCUGUGGCUGCUCCGCCCAUGGACAGUGUGAUGAUGGGAUCACAGGCUCUGGGCAGUGCCUCUGUGAAGCAGGAUGGACAGGCCGCCUCUGUGACACUCCGGCAGCCCUGCCCCCAGUGUGCACACCUCCUUGUUCUACUCGUGCCACCUGUAAGGAGAACAACACCUGUGAGUGUAACCUGAAUUACGAAGGAGAUGGCAUAACGUGCACAGUUGUGGAUUUCUGCAAACAGAACAACGGGGGCUGUGCAAAGAUCGCCAAGUGCUCCCAGAAAGACACAAAAGUCUCCUGCAGCUGCCCCAAGGGCUACAAGGGGGAUGGCCACAGCUGCAUGGAGAUAGACCCCUGUGCAGACGGCCUCAAUGGUGGGUGUCACGAGCAUGCCACAUGCAAGAUGACCGGCCCGGGCAAGCACAAGUGUGCAUGUAAAAGUCAUUACGUGGGAGACGGACUGGACUGUGAGCCAGAGGAGCUGCCCAUUGACCGCUGCUUACAGGACAACGGGCAGUGCCACGCCGAUGCCAACUGUGCCGACCUACACUUCCAGGAUACCACCGUUGGAGUGUUCCAUCUACGCUCCCCACUGGGCCAGUACAAGCUGACCUUUGAUAAAGCCAAACAGGCCUGUGCCAACGAAGCUGCAACCAUAGCAACCUACAACCAGCUCUCCUACGCUCAGAAGGCCAAGUACCACCUCUGUUCAGCAGGCUGGCUUGAGAGUGGGAGGGUUGCCUAUCCCACAGCCUAUGCCUCCCAGAACUGUGGCUCUGGUGUCGUUGGGAUAGUGGACUAUGGACCAAGAAACAACAAGAGUGAGAUGUGGGAUGUCUUCUGCUACCGGAUGAAAGAUGUCAACUGCACCUGCAAGGUGGGCUACGUGGGAGAUGGCUUCUCGUGCAGUGGGAAUCUACUGCAGGUCCUGAUGUCCUUACCCUCACUCACACAUUUCCUGACGGAGGUGCUGGCGUAUUCCAACAGCUCAGCCAGGGGCGGAGCAUUUCUGAAACGCCUGGCUGACCUGUCAAUUCACGGCACCCUCUUCGUGCCACAGAACAGCGGGCUGGGGGAAAAUGAGACGCUGUCUGGGCGGGACAUCGAGCACCACUUCGCCAAUGUCAACAUCUCUUUUUACGAUGACCUGGUCAAUGGUACCAUCCUGCAAACUAGGCUGGGAAGCCAGCUGCUCAUCACCUCCAGCGAGGACCAGGGCCAACCGGAGACCAGGUUUGUCGAUGGAAGAGCAAUUCUGCAAUGGGACAUCUUUGCCUCCAAUGGGGUCAUUCAUGUCAUUUCCAGGCCUUUAAAAGCACCUCCCACCCCAGUGACUUCAGUCCACACUGGCUUGGGGACAGGAAUAGUCUUUGCCAUCAUCCUGGUCAUUGGAGCCAUCGCUUUGGCUGCAUAUUCUUACUUUCGACUAAACCGCAGAACAAUUGGCUUCCAGCAUUUUGAGUCGGAAGAGGAUAUUGACGUCUCAGCUCUUGGCAAGCAGCAGCCUGAGAAUAUCUCGAACCCCAUGUAUGAGAGCGCCAACUCGGCUCCCCCAGAGCCCUCCUACGACCCCUUCAUGGACUCUGAAGACCAGCAGCUGGAGAGCUGUGACCCUCUGGGGGCGCUGUGAGGGCCCGACCAGCCAUCACCCACAGCCACCCGAGCCUCCUCAAAAAGGCCAUCCACUGUGAACCCUCAGCACCAUCUCCUUGGGGGGACCUAAGGUCCUCUCACAUUUGGAAAUAUAAAGCACUCAAGCCGUACCUCAUGUCUUGGUGAAUCUGCGGGCCUCUUGUUUCUGUGGGGGAGGGUCCAUGUCAGCCCCACCCACCAACUCAGGGGGACUUGCCCCUCCUCUGGCCUUCCGCCCUCCGUCCUGUGUAGCUGUAGAUGCCAUUUCCUACCUGACUCCAUAGUCACUGUGACUUCAUCUUCCCUUUCUAUUAGACUGUAAGCGCCCGAAGGCUGGGGCUGGCUUUAUUCAUCUUGUGUCUUAGCGUUUGGCACUGUGUCUGACACAUGAAAGGUGCUCAAUAAACGUUUAUGGAACAGGA